Messenger RNA from Scleropages formosus (Asian bonytongue), 2297 nucleotides. Its product is annotated as mitochondrial carrier homolog 1-like. The transcript has 12 exons. The record is from RefSeq and is a predicted model, not a curated record. The coding region runs from base 293 to 1255 and encodes 320 amino acids. NCBI's taxonomy places the organism in Eukaryota, Metazoa, Chordata, Actinopteri, Osteoglossiformes, Osteoglossidae. Gene Ontology annotation, biological process: positive regulation of apoptotic process. Gene Ontology annotation, cellular component: mitochondrion; membrane.
UAAACUUGGUGCGUCUGAAACCAUGGAAGCGUGCUCAGCCGGCUUAGCGGCAAUCUUUAGCAUUAAAAACGUGACCAUAGCGCCACCUUUCGUUCAUCUUUUUUAAGAGCGUAUGGUGUGCAGCGUAGCGAAUUAUGACCCAAACCCCGCCUCAGUACUACGUCAUCACUUGUUUUGGUCCGUGUUUUGGACGUUGACGUGUGACGUAACACUAUAACAGCAGCUCCCUCGACCCUGGUUCCUCUUCUCUGGUGAGGCCCGGGCGGAGCGGACGCUGUGCCCGAAGGAAGACAUGAGCGAUGAGGGUGGAGUCCAGAGGGGGUCCCUUCUGGAGCGGAAUGGGGUUCCGGCCGCAGGCGCCACCUCGGUGGACGUGGACACCGCCAUGUUGCUGCUGGGGGCCGGGGUGACGACCAUCACACACCCCCUGCUCUACGUGAAACUGCUCAUCCAGGUUGGACAUGAGCCUCUUGCACCCACACUAGGGACCACCAUGUUCGGGAGGAAAGUUCUGUACCUCCCUGGAUUCUUCUCCUAUGCACGACACAUUGUGAGAGUAGAUGGGAAGCGGGGUCUUUUCCGUGGCCUGCCUCCUCGGCUUGUAUGCAGCAGCAUCUCCACAGUAGUACGCAGCAAGGUUAAGCAGGUGGUCCCCAGAGAGGACUUUGAGCAUGUGUCCAAUCGUGACGAUCUGAAAACAUCACUUAGAAAAGUGGUAAAAGAGACCUCACAUGAGAUGGUGGUGCAGUGCUUGUCUCGGAUUGCCACUCAUCCAUUCCAUGUCAUAUCAGUUCGCUGCAUGGCUCAGUUUGUGGGGAGGGAGACAAAAUAUGGGGGUGUGUUCAGCUGUGUAGUUAAAAUCUUCCAGGAGGAGGGUGUCUCUGGCUUCUUUGUGGGGUUGGUUCCACACAUUAUGGGCGAGGUUAUCUUCUUGUGGUGCUGUAAUCUGCUGGCACACAUCAUCAACACCUACGCCGUGGAUGACAACUUCAGCCAAGCCCCAGCGGUACGGAGCUACACCAAGUUUGUGAUGGGGAUUGCAGUUAGUGUACUGACCUACCCCUUCAUGCUGGUAGCAGACCUGAUGGCAGUCAACAACUGCGGCCUGGCAGCCGGUUUGCCACCAAAUUCCCCUGUCUUCAAAUCCUGGAUCCACUGUUGGAGGCACCUCAGCAGAGAGGGGCAGCUGUUCCGAGGCUCCAGCUUCUUCUUCCGCAGAGUGCCUGCAGCAACAGCGGCCGUGACCUUGGAGUGACCUCUGGUGCUGUUGACCCCAACACCUGGUACCUGGUACAGCUGACUCAGUACAAGCCCUCCGCUCCCAGUGUUACUUCACAAAGUUGACAGUAAUGUGGCAGAUUCACUGGGCCAGUGAAAGUUCUUGCUGUGUUUGCCCUGCAGGUUGAUUUGAGUGGCCUUGGUGUUGAUUUCUAUGGCCACUGGCAUUCUCGAGGAGAACUGCAUGCUUAUUCUGUGGUGAUGUAGUCUCUCCUUCGUGGACUCCUGUUGCUCCUCCUGGGCGUUACUACCAGAGACAUCAGUUUGGUCCAACCCAGGGGCGCUGUUCUGUAGUUAAAUCAUUCCUCAUUAUGUUUCGUGUGGAACUGCCCUAAUGCUGUAGUGUUUGUCCAGAUGUGUUUUAUCUGUGAACAUAACAGGAUGGCAAGAGCCAGCCACCUGCCAGACAGAGCACUUAAAUUGUGGAAACUCCAAGAUGCUGUUUCCUGGCACCACAUAUUUCUUCACUAGGAGAUCCUGCCCAAACUUCCAAAUUUUUCAUUUGGAAAGCAUCUGCUAAUCUGCAUCGUCCAAGAUUUAAAUGAGACAGGAAUAAUAUGUAUGCAUGAAGUUCAGUUUUUUCUCUCUGGAAAGACACCAGACAGCCUAACAGGAAAAUAGUAAAAUUUUCUUAAUAUUUUUCAUGUGUGGUCAAAACUUAAAUUGCAAGGUUCUUGUUCUAUUAAAGUAACUUUAACUACUUUGAAGUUUAAAAAAAAAUCAUAUCACUAAGUGGAGAUGUGCUCUCUAAGCAUCAACUCUAUAUGCAGUGUUUGUUUUCUUUUAUUCCUUUUGGUGCAUGUUAAUAUAUGUGGUUGUACUUGCUGUAAUUUGUGGGACUGCGUGUUUGUCCUUUGAACUAUCAGUGUCGUUAGGUCUCCCACUGGCUGCACCUUGCUCUUUGACUGUCAUCCUCUCAAUCUAACAAAAAAUCUGACAGUGAGAUGGCAUUCCAUGCUCUUUUACUCUUUUGUGAAUGAAUCAUGUGAUUAUGGAAUUGUAUGUUUCUUCUUUUCAAA